AAAAAUGUUUUAUCUGACUUUUCUGACCUGUUUCCGUGAUAGCGAUCCAGCUCUUCUCUUGUAGUCUUGUGUACAUUUUUUGUGUUCUUACUUCUUAGCAAAUUACGACUAGACGUUGAGUGAAGGAAAUUCACGUAGAGCCCAGGAUGUAUAUUGUGCAAUAACCGUAUGAUGGAAUGGCGGAAGAGGAGUUUGAUAGGCAGUUGAUGUGCGAUGAACCUGAAGUGAUACAAAAAGUCAUCGACAUUUCAUCACAAAUGUUGAUCAGCUUGAGGAAUCUUUGCGAGACUCGCGCAGAACUUACUCAACAUGAAAUUAGAACUCUAGAAGGUAAACUAGUGAAGUUGUUUUCAGUGCAGUUAAAUAAUAGGCAUAAAAAUCCAGGGCGGUUUGAUUGUCAAAAACUUAGAAACUCACCAUCAAUAAAUCAAUGGCUGGAAGUUGUAGGACUUAGUACACUUUCUGUACAAAGAAUAUGUGAAAAUAUCAGCUCUAUUGAAGCAUUAUUGUUAAAGUCUGAGAAUGAAUUAAAAUCAAUUCUUCCAGAAUACUCUCUCAAGGAUGAAGAACUUAGACGAUUAACUAGAGCAUCCUAUAAUUUGAAAAAAUAUAGUGAAACUAUAAGGCCACCUUUAACCCCUACUUUAUUUAAUCAUAAUAAUAGAACCAGUGAUAGUCCUAUUUCUAAAUUAACAUCACCAAAAAGUCGACGGAAUUUAAAUCCCGAUGUAGUUUUUUCUAAUGGUUUAACAACGCCACAAUCUCCAAAACCUUUAGUUCCUGAUAUUUGUGUUAAAACUGGUCACAAUUUUUCAAAUUUACUGCCUAUGCUUGGUUAUUGUGAACAAUGUUCUGUACGAGUAUUUGUGGGUGUUAAGUGUAAAAUUUGUAAAUUUCGAUAUCAUAAGGGCUGUUUGUCAAAAGUUCCAUUACAUUGUACGAAGAAUGCUGCAACAGAUGAUAAUGACUCAACUCUUGAUGAGCUAAUAAGUUCAUCAGCUAAUCAUUCUCCUAAUUUUAAUCGCCCUACUUCACACAAGACUUCUUCUUCAUUAUUAUCAAAGAGAAAAACUAGAAUACCAUCUAUAAAUUCAAUACCAGUUUCUUCUAAAAGUGGUGGAGCUGAAUCUAGUUCUGCCCCAUCUAGUACAAAUAGUUCAACACCUUCAAGUCCUGCUCUAGUCAAUACCAGACAAACACAUAUUUCUUCUUUACCAACACCAGCUAUUACUCAUGAACAAUUCAACUAUCCUGACACCCCCAUAUAUUCACAAGAAUUACAGAAAAAUCAAUGUAGAUUUAUUGAAUCAAGGUGUGGGAGUACAGAUUCAGAACAAACAUCAAUUAGAAUGGAUUCUUCCGAAGCUCAAAAUUGGGAUACCGAUGAAAUGGAAACAAGAGGUUGGCCAAGACAAAAUAGCCUAUCUCUUCAAGAAUGGGACAUACCUUGGGACGAAUUAAACAUGUGUGACAAAUUAGGAGAAGGCCAUUUUGGUACUGUAUAUAGUGGAAAUUGGCAUGGACCAGUUGCUAUCAAAGUAAUAAAUAUGGACUACUUAGAUUAUGAAAAAACUUUAGAAGCAUUCAAAGCUGAAGUGGCUACCUUUCGUAAAACUCGUCAUGAAAAUCUUAUUUUAUUUAUGGGUGCCUGUAUGAAGCUUCCUAGAUUAGCCAUUGUAACAAGUCUUGCAAAUGGUAUGACAUUGUACAGACAUAUACAUGUGCUCAAAGAUAAAUUUAAUAUGAGUCGCACCACAAUGGUUGCUCAACAAAUAUCACAGGGUAUGGGAUAUUUACAUGCGAAAGGUAUUAUACAUAAAGACCUUAGAAGUAAAAAUAUAUUCUUAGAAAAUGGGAAAGUCAUAAUUACAGAUUUUGGUUUAUUCAGUGUUACUAGAUUAUGUUUUCGCAACCGGACCCAAGAUGGUCUCAUUGUGCCACCAGGCUGGCUAUGUUAUUUAGCACCAGAACUAGUUCGUAAUUUGCGUGUUCACCAAAGACCCGAGGAAGAAGAUUUACCAUUUAGUAAAGCAUCAGAUGUUUAUGCUUUUGGAACCGUUUGGUAUGAGUUAUUAUGUGGUGAAUGGCCAUUCAAAUCAGCCAGUCCAGAAGUUAUUAUUUGGAACAUUGGGCGUGGUAUGAAACAAAGAUUAGCCAAUUUAGAAGCAUCUGGAGAUGUCAAAGAUAUAUUGAUGACUUGUUGGUCAUUUAACCCUGAAAAAAGACCAGAUUUUGCUCAAAUGCUUAAAACACUUGAACGAUUGCCACGUAAACGUUUAGCUCGUAGUCCAUCACAUCCAAUUCAUUUAUCAAGAUCAGCAGAAUCUAUAUUUUAAGAAAUAGUUUAACAGUAUUAUAACGUGGCUAUACCUAUGACUUUACUUAUUUAUAUGGUAUAAUAAUUAUUUGUAAUAAAACAACUUACAGAGCUCAGUUAUACAGGUAAUCUUGAUUAAAGCGCUUUAUGUAAUGCAAUUAUAUAUUUUCCAUUAUUAUUAUUAUUAUUAUUAUUAUAUUUGUUAAUUGUGUAUUAUAGUUCUAUUGUUAUCUAUUUAUGGACUGUUUGUAUAGUAUAUUCUGUUUAUAUUGUGUUGGCAGUCAAAUUUAUUUAAAUUCAUGUAAAUGUGAUACAUACACAUAUUAUAUAUACAACUUUAUGAUAUAAAACAGUAAUUACUAUUAUCCAUCUAGUAAAAAUCAAAUUAAGUAAUUUGUCUUCAAUUUAUUUAAGAAGCACUAAUAACAAUUAUUAAAAUAUUAACUUAAUAUUUUUGAAAAGCUGUUUGCACUAUUUAAAAAGUAUGCUUUAAACAAUAAUUAUAAAAUACUAUGUACAACUAUCAAACAAUUGAUUAUUUAAUUUAUUUUUAAUGUAUUAUUUAUUUAGAAACAAAAAUAUGCAUGAUAAUAUUCAAUUUUGUUACCAUGAUUAAAAACAGUUAUUAUGCUUGAAUA
Acyrthosiphon pisum (pea aphid) is the source of this 2955-nucleotide messenger RNA. It is a transcript of the gene ksr, whose product is annotated as kinase suppressor of ras. The transcript has 16 exons. The record is from RefSeq and is a predicted model, not a curated record. Gene Ontology annotation, biological process: protein phosphorylation. Gene Ontology annotation, molecular function: ATP binding; protein serine/threonine kinase activity. NCBI's taxonomy places the organism in Eukaryota, Metazoa, Arthropoda, Insecta, Hemiptera, Aphididae. Bases 177 to 2336 code for a protein of 719 amino acids.